Messenger RNA from Heterobilharzia americana, 285 nucleotides. The record is from the annotation of a GenBank genome assembly. Lineage: Eukaryota; Metazoa; Platyhelminthes; Trematoda; Strigeidida; Schistosomatidae.
AUGAAGUAUUCUGAAAGUGAAAUAGUUUCACUUAGGAAUGAUGCCAAGAAAAAUGCUCAUGUAUUUUAUGAGGAAUCUCAUAUUCGUCCGCGUUUCCAUAAAACUAAGAAUAAAGUUUUCUCAAGUGGGAAAGAUGAUGAGGAUGAAGACGACGAUUAUGUUUUCAAAUGGAGUUUAAGGAAGUGUUCUGCUACUGUUCUCGACGUGUUGGAGGAUGUGUUUAAUAUGGAUUUUCUGUCUAUGCCGUUACCUAUAACAAAAGAACUUCCAUUCUCUCCUCAAUAG